Molecule: messenger RNA, 543 nt
Organism: Oenanthe melanoleuca
Lineage: Eukaryota; Metazoa; Chordata; Aves; Passeriformes; Muscicapidae
Gene: PPP1R14A
Product: protein phosphatase 1 regulatory inhibitor subunit 14A
Exons: 4
Coding region: 76-510 (144 amino acids)
Biological process (GO): regulation of phosphorylation
Cellular component (GO): cytoplasm
Molecular function (GO): protein serine/threonine phosphatase inhibitor activity
Source: RefSeq, a predicted model, not a curated record
CCACGCCACACCCAUUUAAGCCCCGCCCCCUCGCCCCCUACCCCCGGCGGCCGCCCCGGAGCCGCGACCGGAGCGAUGGCGGCGAACCGGGUGGGGCGGCACCGGCAGGGCCGGGGGGGGCUGGAACCGGGCCGGGGGUCCCCGGGGGGGCUCGAACCGGGCCGGGGGUCCCCGGGCCGCAGUCCCGGCGUGCAGCGGCGCUCGGCGCGGGUCACGGUCAAGUACAACCGGCAGGAGCUGCAGAGGAGGCUGGACACGGAGCAGUGGAUCGACGGGAGGCUCGGGGAGCUGUACCGGGGACGGGAGGGGGACAUUCCCGACGAGGUGAACAUCGACGAGCUGCUGGAGCUGGACACGGACCAGGAGCGAGCCCGGAAACUCCAGACCAUCCUGAGCUCCUGCCCCGCUGACACGCAGGAAUUCAUCGAGCAGCUCCUGGCGCAGCUCAAGGGGCUCCAAAAACAGCGGCAGCUCCAGAGACCCCCCCCCCAAAAUGAGGAACCGCCCUGACCCCCCCCAAAAAAAAAAAAAAAAAAAAAAAAA